Messenger RNA from Zophobas morio, 2039 nucleotides. RefSeq names its product transcription factor glial cells missing-like. Gene Ontology annotation, biological process: regulation of transcription by RNA polymerase II; gliogenesis. NCBI's taxonomy places the organism in Eukaryota, Metazoa, Arthropoda, Insecta, Coleoptera, Tenebrionidae. The coding region runs from base 132 to 1718 and encodes 528 amino acids. The record is from RefSeq and is a predicted model, not a curated record. Gene Ontology annotation, molecular function: DNA-binding transcription activator activity, RNA polymerase II-specific; RNA polymerase II cis-regulatory region sequence-specific DNA binding. Gene Ontology annotation, cellular component: nucleus. The transcript is spliced from 5 exons.
UCUAACGUCAGGGUGCACUUUGUGUCACGACGCAGUGACGAUAAUUUGAUGAAUGUGUAACAAGUGGUGGUUGAUGAAGAGUUUGGUGGCGCCGCCUAAGUUUUGGAUCUAAUUGGACGUCUUCAGGAGAUAUGGUAAUUCUGCAUACCCCGUCUUCCCCUGGCAUGUCGUGCCGGGUCUACUCUAACUCCUCUUCUUCCGACUGGGACAUCAACGACAGCGCGAUACCCCGAAUCAACGAGUUCGACACAUUUUCUGAAUGGGCCGACGGCCAUUGCCGAUUGGUCUACAGAGCCGACAACGAAGACGCCAAGAGACACUCCUCCGGAUGGGCAAUGCGGAACACCAACAACCACAACGUGCACAUCCUCAAAAAAAGCUGCCUGGGAGUUCUAGUCUGCUCGCUGCGCUGCACCUUGCCGAACGGGGACAGGGUCCACUUGAGGCCAGCGAUUUGUGAUAAAGCUCGGAAGAAGCAGCAAGGUGCGACAGGUAAACCAUGCCCGAAUCGGCAGUGCACGGGAAGGUUGGAAAUUCUGGCGUGUCGAGGGCACUGCGGGUAUCCGGUGACGCACUUUUGGAGGCACACGGAUCAUGCGAUUUUCUUUCAAGCGAAGGGGGUGCACGAUCAUCCCAGGCCCGAGGCGAAGAGCACGUCGGAGGCUAGAAGGAGCUUGGGGAGCGGGAGGAGAGUGAGGGGGCUGGCGGUGCUGUUAGCGAAGGAGGCGGCACUUGGCAAUAAGCUGAUGUCGCUGCGAGAGCCGAAACGCCAGUGUCGCGAUCUGACCUCAGGCCCGCGGAACCUCAACCCUCCUCCUCUGAUCGCCGAUCAAGACAAAGGUUAUUGUUCCUGCCCGCCUUUUGAGUGUAUUUGUAAUUACCAGCCAGUUCUUCCCACAACUCUGCAACAAUACAACCCCCAUUCACCUACCUACCAACAGCCGCAAGUUCUCGACUCGUACUGGACGCAAGAACCGGCACAAGCGCAGUCGUACCCAGACGUCGCAACUCUGAACCAGCAGUACGACUUCACCAACAUUCCUGCGGAUUUGUUCCAGCCGGAGGAGAUCUUCCAGCUGGACCAACCCAUCAAGCCCGAUUUCGUCGCGACUUCGACCAGCGACAUUAAUAGAUCGCCCUCGACGUUGCUGGAUUUGGGCAGCGGUACCAUCCACAGGGAGUUCAAGUCGGAAGAGUACUGGAGCCAGAACAUCACCACCAUGAUCAACGACGACAGCAACAACAGCGGCAGCAGUCGAUUCAAUCUAAGUCAAUCCCCCGAUAAUAGUCUAAGUCUCAACAACAACUUAGUUCCUGCCAUAAACCAAAACCAGUACAUGGAAAGCGCGAAAAUUGACGAUUUGUAUGGUGUGCACAAAUCAGCGCAGAGCUACUUCCAGCAAACCAUGCUCGAUGGAGAUUACAAAACCCAACCCAACUUCGAGAUUAUCGCCGACAAUAAGGUCUACUUCGACGAAAAUAUGCAAAAUUUUGAAGCGUUCCAAAAUCCAAAGACUUAUAAACCGAAUUAUCAGGAGAAGUAUAUCGAUUUGGGGCAAUAUGCGGAGUACAAUAACUUUCUUUCGGUUUAUGAUGGUAAUAAAAUGAACGAUAGUGCCAUGUUUGGUGAUCUAGAUUUUCGAAUUAACAAUUGUGUAUCAGGUGCAAGUAGUUUACACUAUAGUCACGAAAAUUUUGAUCUUAUUUCGCAUCCGUAAUUAAGCAGUGUUUUCACGUUUUUGAGUGCCUUGUACACUAAUUGCUUUCAAUGAUCUUCAUUAUGUUAGAGUAUAUUGCUGUUGUACACAUUGUAUAUACUAUGUAUAAAUAAAGAAUAGAUUUGUGAUAUUUUAGCUCAGUUAAGUGGGCUUUAAUUUGUAGGUUUCAAGCAAUGAAUUUUAUGUUCGAACGUGUAGUAUUACUUGGAGUGCGAAGACAGGAAAUAAUAGAGAAAUAAAAGUGCAUACCACGUUAAAUUACUCGAGGUUAUAAUUAAGCUGAGGCGAGUGUUGGCCAUAAAGAAAUAAAUAGAGAAAUAA